Molecule: messenger RNA, 2409 nt
Organism: Salvia miltiorrhiza (redroot sage)
Lineage: Eukaryota; Viridiplantae; Streptophyta; Magnoliopsida; Lamiales; Lamiaceae
Product: probable methyltransferase PMT20
Exons: 8
Coding region: 360-2156 (598 amino acids)
Cellular component (GO): cytoplasm; trans-Golgi network; endosome
Molecular function (GO): methyltransferase activity
Source: RefSeq, a predicted model, not a curated record
AAAAGAACAUCAUCAUUCAUCAAUGCCAAAACAGCAAUUAGAUUCAGUAACAACAGUAAAAUCACGAUUGAAAAAUCUGUUGUACACCAAUAAAUCUUAAUUAAUUCUGCCCUUUUCCAUUGGAUUUCCCCACUGUCGCACUCGCACUCGCACUCGCACAGUCGAUUUUUUCCAAAAAUUCCCUUGCUUCACGUUCCAUCAUUUUCACAAAGGAACCAACUAGCAGCUCACUCAACAAGGGGCAGAGAGUGAGAGAGUCGGUCAUAUUUCACAGACACACGAACGUGGGCAUACUUUACAUGUCUGUAUGUAUUUGGGUAGUGAAUCGUUUAAUAGGAUUGUAGAAAGAGCCCAACAAUAUGAAACCUGAAGAGGGGAAAAAUCAACCAGAUAAGAGUUCUAGGACGGUAUCAACGGCACUAGUGCUUCUUGUGCUGAGUGGGAUAUCAUUCUAUCUUGGUGGGAUUUUUUGUUCACAAAAUUACAGAUAUGGCAUGCUGGAUAUUGGCAAUGUGAUUCAAUCUUCGAACACAGUAGCUAUAUUGCCUUUCCAAAUCAAAGCUGUUACGUUUCCUGAAUGUGAAUCGAGUUUUCAGGAUUACACACCAUGCACUGACCCGAAGAGAUGGAAGCGAUACCAACGCCCUCGUCUUUCGUUUCUGGAGCGCCAUUGCCCUCCGGUGUUGGAGAGGAAGGAGUGCUUAGUUCCCCCACCUGAUGGAUACAAGUCGCCAAUAAGGUGGCCAAAGAGCAGGGAUGUAUGUUGGUAUAGGAAUGUUCCAUAUGAUUGGAUUAAUAAACAAAAAUCAAAUCAACAUUGGCUGAGAAAAGAAGGGGAGAAGUUUUUCUUCCCCGGAGGUGGUACUAUGUUCCCAAAAGGUGUUAGUCACUAUGUUGAUUUGAUGCAAGAUUUGAUUCCAGCAAUGAAGAAUGGAACUGUCCGGACAGCCAUUGAUACAGGAUGUGGGGUGGCUAGUUGGGGAGGAGAUUUGCUGGACCGCGGGAUUUUGACAGUCUCUCUUGCUCCAAGAGAUAACCAUGAGGCUCAAGUUCAAUUUGCGCUAGAACGUGGAAUCCCUGCAAUGCUGGGAAUCAUCUCAACGCAGCGACUUCCUUUUCCUUCAAACUCAUUUGACAUGGCACAUUGCUCGAGAUGCCUUAUUCCGUGGACUGAAUACGGUGGAAUAUACCUCCUAGAAAUACAUCGUAUUCUUCGCCCUGGGGGUUUCUGGGUGCUCUCUGGCCCCCCAAUUAACUAUCGGAGACGAUCAAGGGGAUGGAAUUCAACUAUUGAAGAGCAGAGAUCAAAUUAUCAACAACUGCAAGAGUUGCUAACCUCAAUGUGUUUCAAGUUGUACGAUCAGAAAGGCGAUAUUGCUGUUUGGCAGAAGCUAUCAAACAACAGCUGCUAUCAAAAGCUUGACGCCCCCAAUAACUACCCACGUAAGUGUGAUGAUGGCACUGAACCUGAUUCAGCCUGGUACACCCCAAUGAGGCCUUGUCUCGUAGCACCUGACCAAAAGCACAAGGCAAUAGCACUGGGCUCGUUAGUGAAAUGGCCUGAGCGCUUGCAUGCAUAUCCAGAGCGCGUUGGUGAUGUCCGUGGCGGCAGUAGGUCUGCUUUCAAGCGUGAUGCAAGCAAAUGGGAGACACGGGCGAAGCACUACAAGAAACUGCUACCUUCGUUAGGAACCAAUAAGAUCAGAAAUGUCAUGGACAUGAACACUGUGUAUGGAGGUUUUGCUGCUGCGUUGAUUGAUGAUCCCCUAUGGGUUAUGAACAUCGUUUCCUCGUACGCGACAAACACACUGCCAGUUGUCUACGACCGUGGCCUCAUUGGAACCUAUCACGACUGGUGCGAGGCUUUCUCCACGUAUCCCCGAACGUACGACCUCCUUCAUCUAGACGGCCUCUUCACCGCUGAAAGCCACAGGUGUGAGAUGAAGUAUGUCCUGCUGGAGAUGGACCGCAUUCUACGUCCGAAUGGGUUCGCCAUAAUGAGGGAGUCGGCGUAUUUCGUGGAUGCUAUCGCCACCAUAGGUAAAGGGAUGAGAUGGGGUUGCCGGAAGGAAAGCAAUGAACGUGGCGACGUAAAUGAGAAGAUAUUGAUUUGCCAGAAGAAACUGUGGUACUCCUCCAUCAAAAGUUCUAGGUAAAUUACAUGUUUUUUAGUGUAUAAAUCAGAUAUGUUGUAGAAGCCAUAAGUAGUAAGAUCUAUAUCAGUUUUGUUUUUUUGCUUCCCAUAAUUAUCACAACUUCAAAUCGAGGCUUGACUAACUAUUUCAAGACUGAGAAAAAAGUAAAGGAGUGGAAGAUGGGAUUGGGAAUCAGGACAGGAGUGCUCAUUUGAUUGAAACAAUUUCACUUUUAUAUAACCAGAGAAAUCAGAAGCCUGCUAUUCGAGGUAAA